UCCGGUGCGUUGCUGUACUUUUGUUCUUUUUCCUUUGCUGAAGGCCAGUGCGUGUCGUUUUAGAUCAAAGAUCGGUCCAGUUGGACAUUCAGCCAUAAAAAAGACAACGAUGAAGCGGUGAGCAAAGCUUACACAAAACCUGACUAAAGACCGUCAAGUCGGGCGCUUUUGUGGAUAAACAGGCGAAUGUGACAACUGAAACCUAUAACAUGCCACUAUCUACAGAGAAAGAUGAAAUAAAGCUGAAGAAACAUAAACCGGAAGCUUUGAAUUUAAAUAUGUCACUGAGUGGUAGCCACGAAAGGGAGCCUUCCUCAAUCAAAUACGGGGAGCUUAUUGUUUUAGGGUAUAAUGGAUGCCUUCCUUGUGGUAAUAGGGGUAGACGAAGAAGUCUGUUUGCAUUGUUCAAGCGACCAACAUCAAAUGGUGUCAAACCAGUAGCACAACAUACUUAUGAAUCGCCAAAAAGUGCACAGGCUGUUAGAAGUACUAAACAACACAGUAUAUCAUAUACAUUAUCUCGGAACCAGACAGUAGUGGUGGAGUAUGCAUCGGAUCCAGACACUGAUAUGUUCCAGAUUGGUCGUUCAACUGAUCCAGUGAUUGAUUUUGUUGUCAUGGAUACAGUACCUGGUGCUUUAACCUCAGAAGACUGUCAAGUUACAGAAAGUACUAUAUCACGAUUUGCAUGCAGGAUAGUUGUAGACAGAGACCCUCCAUAUUUAUCAAGAAUAUAUGCUGCUGGAUUUGAUACUAGGAAUAAUAUAUUUCUAGGGGAAAAAGCUUGUAAAUGGAAAACAGAAACACAAGGUGGAAUUGACAGCCUGACAACCAAUGGUGUUCUUAUAAUGAGACCAAAAGGUGGUUUCACACCAGAAGCUAGACCAGGUGUCUGGAGAGAAGUAUCAGUGUGUGGAAAUGUAUACUCAUUGAGAGAAAUUAGAUCAUCUGCACAAAGAGGAAAAUUAAUUGAAAGUGAAAAUAAUAUUUUAGAAGAUGGAACAUUGGUAGAUCUCUGUGGUGCUACUUUAUUGUGGAGAUCAGCUACUGGUCUACUUAGAACACCAACACAAAAACACUUAGAGCAGUUAAGACAAGACAUAAAUGCUUCCAGACCACAGUGUCCUGUUGGUUUAAUGACAUUAGUACUCCCUUCAAGAAGUAGUAGAAUGGCAAGGGGAGAGGAGGCAGAUGAUAAACAACCUUAUGUUUAUUUGAAAUGUGGUCAUGUUCAUGGUUACCAUGGGUGGGUUGGAAAACAAAGUUCAAAUGAUAAAGAAGAUUUGAACAGGACAUGUCCACUUUGUCGUGAAGUUGGUCCCUAUAUUCCUGUAGUGAUGGGUAAUGAACCAAGUUUUUAUGUAGAUUCAGGUCCACCUACACAUGCAUUUUGUCCAUGCGGACAUGUAGCCUCAGAGAAGACAGCACGGUUUUGGUCACAAGUGCCAUUACCUCAUGGAACACAUGGUUUCCAGGCUACCUGUCCAUUCUGUGCUACACCCCUCGCAGGAGAACAAGGAUAUGUCAAGUUGAUAUUUCAACAGUCUGAAUGAAACACAUCCUACUCUGUUGUGUUGGUAUUGUGCUGUGUUAUUGAUAUAUCAAUGCUAAUUCGAAAGUUAUGGUUUCCAAAAAAAACUUGUGUGCUGAAAUACAGUGGCUGCUCUUGUGAUAGCACAAACACUUAUUUAUUGAUCUGCAUGGUGGAAAUUUUAUCUUGAAAUAUGAAACUAUAAAACAACUUUUAUUUAAUAAAAUCAAUAUAUGUAUGUACUUGUUGAUUUUGAAAAAAUAUUGAGGGC
Saccoglossus kowalevskii is the source of this 1802-nucleotide messenger RNA. Its product is annotated as E3 ubiquitin-protein ligase pellino homolog 1-like. NCBI's taxonomy places the organism in Eukaryota, Metazoa, Hemichordata, Enteropneusta, Harrimaniidae. Gene Ontology annotation, biological process: regulation of Toll signaling pathway; protein polyubiquitination. The record is from RefSeq and is a predicted model, not a curated record. Gene Ontology annotation, molecular function: protein binding; ubiquitin protein ligase activity.